This is a messenger RNA of Chara braunii, 3926 nucleotides long. Lineage: Eukaryota; Viridiplantae; Streptophyta; Charophyceae; Charales; Characeae. The record is from the annotation of a GenBank genome assembly.
GCCGGACCGGCCAAUCUCUCACGAGAUCAUACUUGAGGCCAGCGCCGUGCCACCGAAAGGAUGCAUUAUCGCAUGUCCGAGGAGGAGCUCACGGUUCUCCGUGCGCAGCUCGACGAUCUACUCGACAAAGGUUGGAUCCGCCCUAGCAGCUCACCUUACGGUGCGCCCGUUCUCUUCGUUCGGAAGAAGAACAAGGACCUUCGACUUUGCAUUGACUACCGAUGCCUCAACGCGCAAACCAUCAAGAAUGCGGGGCCUCUACCUCACAUUGACGAUUUGCUUGAGCGCUUGGGCGGCGGGAAGUACUUUUCGAAGUUGGACCUCAAGUCGGGCUACCAUCAGAUUUCCAUCCGCCCGCAAGAUCGGUACAAAACCGCGUUUAAGACGCGAUAUGGGCAUUUUGAGUGGGUAGUUAUGCCUUUUGGCCUCACCAAUGCCCCGGCCACCUUUCAGGCGGCCAUGACCACCGAGUUUCGCGUUAUGUUGGACCACUUCGUUUUGGUCUACUUAGACGACAUCCUCAUCUAUAGCCGAACUCUAGAGGAGCAUCUCGAGCACCUUCGCCGUGUUCUAGAGACUCUUUGGUCAGCCCGGUACAAAGCUAACCGCGACAAAUGCGAGUUUGUCCGGCAAGAGCUUGAAUACUUGGGUCAUUUUGUCUCUCCGGAAGGCAUUCGUCUGUUGGCGGACAAGAUUCAAGCCAUCCAGGCGUGGUCCGAGCCGAAGAAUCUGACGGACGUCCGAUCCUUCCUCGACUUGGCCAGUUAUUUUCAGCACUUCAUCAAGGGUUACUCGAAGAUCGCGGCCAACCUAAGCAAGUUACAAAGCGAGGAGCGGCCUUUUGACUUCGACGAGAACGCGCGUCAUUCUUUUGAGAAACUCAAAGCGGCACUCUUGUCCGCUGAGGUGUUACAUAUUUACGACCCGCUUCUAGCUACGCGCGUCACUACCGAUGCGUUGGGCUAUGGCAUUGGGGCUGUCCUUGAGCAGCACGAUGGCACGAACUGGCACCCGGUCGAGUACUUUAGCAAGAAAGUACCUCCCGUGCAUUCGAUCGACGACGCACGGAAGAAGGAACUUCUUGCCUUCGUCCUCGCCCUCAAGCGUUGGCGACAUUUCCUCCUUGGUCGGAAAGCAUUCCGAUGGGUAACGGAUAACAAUCCGUUGGUAUUCUACAAGUCGCAAGACACGAUUAACAGUACCAUUGCCCGUUGGAUGGCUUUCAUCGACCAGUUUAACUUUUUCCCCGAUCACAUUCCCGGAAAGUCAAACCGUUUUGCGGACGCCCUCUCACGGCGACCGGAUCUUUGCACCGCAGUCUACUCUACCUUUGAGAUCGACGACGACUUGCGGGAAAGCUUCAUCCGCGGCUAUCAAGCCGACCCCCACUUUCGCGACAAGUACGCGAAUUGCUCCUCUCCGAAUCCGGUGCCUUCGCAUUAUCGGAUCCAAGAGGGCUACUUACUUGUGCAUUCACGGGGUAAGGAUCUUCUUUGUGUGUCGAGUGAUUCACACUUACGCACACGGCUUGUUGGUGAGUUUCACGAUGCGCCCACCUCUGAACAUUUUGGUGUCAACCGUACACUUGGCCGACUUCGCCAGCGGUUCUAUUGGCCCAACCUUCUCAAGGACGCCACCCGCUAUUGUGAGUCGUGCGAAGUCUGUCGGCGUUGCAAGUCACGCAACCAUCGUUCGUACGGUGAGCUACACCCAUUACCAGUGCCCCUUGGGCGACGAGAAGCAAUUGCUAUGGAUAUCACCGGCCCCUUUCCGAAGCACAAGACCGGCGUUGAUGGGAUCCAUACGGUCGUCGACCACCUCACCAAGUACGCCAUGUUUUUGCCUUGCCGCUAUCACGCAAAGGCACCAGAGUUGGCCGAGGUUUUAUACGCCGGUUGGACUCGCUCCAAGGGCUUUCCCAAGGAGAUCGUUUGCGACCGGGAAACUCGCUUUCUCUUCGACUUUUGGGUCGCCCUCGUCAAGCGAUGGGGCUCAUCUUUGAACCCGAGUUCGGCGCGCCACCCGCAAACCGAUGGUCAAACGGAAAGGGCGCAUCAGACCGCUCAAGUCCUUCUCCGCAUUCUCAUCCAUCCCGACCAGGUUGAUUGGGUUGAGCGCUUGCAAGACGUUGAGUUGGCUUACAACUCAUCGAUCCACCCGGCUAUCGGGAUGUCGCCAUUCCAGUUUGAGCAUGGUUCACCCAUCUCAUCGCCGUUGGACAGUACUUUGCCGCGCACAGCCGAGAGCGACGACCAUCUUGCGUUCCUUCGUCGCAUGCAAGAGCUUCUUGUCAAGGCACAGGAUCAGAUGUCGAAGACGCAAAUAYGGAUGAGCCGUCAAGCCAACCGCAAUCGCCUUCCUUGCCCGUUCCGCGCCGGCGAUCUGGUUUGGGUCUCCGCAGCGGAGUUCAGCCUUGAGCAAGACAUCUUUCGCAAGCUCCUUCCCAAGUGGAUGGGGCCUUGGCGCAUUCUCUCUGCAGUUGGUGAUGAUCCCGAUGAGCCCUCAUUCCGCAUCGCAAUGCCACCUCACUUGCCCGUCCACACGGUGUUCCACUGUUCCAAACUCGCUCCUUUUGUUUCAGCGGAGUCCGACGAGUUUCCCGGUCGACGUACGCAAGACCCUCCUUCCAUGGACGGAUUUCAGGAGGCCGGCUACAUCAUCACCGACCGGCGUCUCCCACGACCUCGUGGCCACCUGCGCUCUACAGCAGGAGGAAAUCCUUCACCUGCAGCAGACAGUGGACCAGAUGCUCGCACGGCUGCAGGCGUUGGAGAACAGCCAGCUGCUGUAGCAGCCGUAGGGCCUUCCACCCUUACCACCCGUGUGCAAGUUUUGGAGGAUGACGUCAGCAAAAUCAAGCGUGUGCAUCAGGACUUUCGAACGUCGCAGCAAGCAACGAACUUGCAGUUGGAGACCCAGGUCCAGGCUGCUGCCACCAUGACGCCCGCCGCCGCAUCCUCCCGGCGCCCACCCAAACUGGAUGACAUUCCAGUUUUCUGCGAUCAGUCGAAGACGGAACCGAUCCCGUGGUGGCGCCAUUUUACUCUCAGGCUCGACAUGCACCAUGUCCCGAACAACGAUCGACAUCCGUGCUUGUACCACCGAUCUGGUGGUGCGUGUCAAGCAUGGCUGGACAACAUCUUGACCAGCCACGCCGUAGCAGUGUCGGAACUGCACACCAAACUCACUUGGCCGGAGUUGACCGAUGCCUGGCACAAGCGAUUCCAAGUGGAGCCGCCCGACCUGCAAGCGAUGGACAAGCUCAACAAGCUCCAUCAGAACACGCUGCUAAGUCAGGACUGGAUUACCGAGUUCCAAAGACUCGCCUCCACACCUGACCUGCCGCUCGCAUUCCRCGCCAUCAAGCACUUGUUUAUCAUGCGCUUGUGUUCAGCUCUGCAAAACGCGCUGAUGCAGAUUGCAGAGACACUCGACAUAUAUGACAAGCUUUUCAGCACAGCGUCACGGAUCAUUCUCACGAAUAUCGAAGCCCGCAACGCCGACCGAUCUUCCACGACGACGAGCGACACCCAGCCCAAGCCAAAGGUGGCUUGCAUUACUUCUACCGAGGCUGCAACACCAAACGAGGGUGAAGUGUUGGCAGCUGCCCGGGAAGGUGGCCGGCCGCGCAACAACCACGGCCGCGACAAGACGAAGACUCAGUCCAUCUCUACACCGAGCACCGGAUCAGCCGCCGACGAACCUUGGGCACAAUACGGACUCUCGGCGAAUUCUUAUCGCACGAGACUCAAGUACCGUUACUGCCUUUGGUGCAACAACACCAUCCACGAUGCUGGACAUUGCCCCACCAAAGGGAAACCCCGUAAGGGAAAGUAGGCGCAGCCGAGGGUAACUCGACACCUCCCUCGACGCCAUCGGAAGCGGUUGUGCGCACGACCGCCCUUUCUUCCGAGGCAUAUGCGGAU